Messenger RNA from Cokeromyces recurvatus, 2226 nucleotides. Its product is annotated as glycoside hydrolase superfamily. Lineage: Eukaryota; Fungi; Mucoromycota; Mucoromycetes; Mucorales; Mucoraceae. The record is from RefSeq and is a predicted model, not a curated record. Gene Ontology annotation, biological process: carbohydrate catabolic process. The transcript has 3 exons. Bases 1 to 2226 code for a protein of 741 amino acids. Gene Ontology annotation, molecular function: alpha-galactosidase activity.
AUGAGUCUUUCGCCUGCUUCGUUUAAAACUUCAAAAGCUCAACUUACACUCUCUUAUAAAGUUAAUAACAAAGACAUUCGUCAUAAGAAUGAACUGCUCUCAUCCAAUUACCCAUUCAAGAAUGAAAAUGUGCAAGUUUCUGUAAAGACUGAGCCCUGUACUGAUGGUAAAGGUGGCCACAUAUUGUCUAUCUUUGUCAAAGCUUUCAAGGAUAUAGAGUUAGUAAGUUUUGAAACUGUUUAUAUGGCUGACUUGCGAAAUCAGAGAAUGAUGGCCAACGGUUUUCAAAGUUGGAGUCAAGCCCGUGAAUUCACAAAGAAUGACAAGAUUCACGCCAUUCGUUCAGGUAUUGCUUGGUAUACUCAGCUCAAUCUUCAAGGUGAUUAUGAUAUAUUUCAACAUUCUGGUGAAAGGGGGCUGAUUCAUUCAAGUAGCUACACCCACUUUCGUGAUACAGCAAAUAUAGUUUCCUUUUUCGGAUCUCUUUCCGAACAUCUUGGUUAUACAUAUUUUAAAGGAGACUUUAAUAAUAAUAGUUUAGGCAUUUAUAAAGAUGUACUUGGAAAAGAAUUAAAAUCAGAUGAAGAGAUAGAGUUAGUACGUGUCUUUAUUGCACAGGGUUUAGAUGCUGAGGCUCCUAUUUGGGAUAGUUAUAGUGAAUUUUAUGAGGAUCGUCGAGCGAUUCGACAUGAUGUACAUCGACAUGUGAAUGGGUGGACAUCUUGGUACAACUAUUAUGGUGACGUGAGUGAAGCGAUUAUUAAUGAAAAUGUGGAGGCCCUUUUACGUUAUAAAUACCCAAUCAAUAUCUUUCAAAUUGAUGAUGGUUUUCAGACAGCUAUCGGUGAUUGGUUAUCCAUCAACAGUAAAUUCCCCAGUGGCAUGAAGACGGUAGCUCAAAAGAUUAAGGGAGCGGGCUUUAAGGCAGGGCUUUGGCUAGCCCCUUAUGCAGUAGGAUUUAAUAGUCGGUUAGCCAAAGAGCACCCUGACUGGCUUAUUAUUGAUCCAGAGACCAAGAAGCCAGUUGUAGCAGGACCCAACUGGGGUGGCUUUUAUGCCUUGGAUUUUUAUCAGCCAGGUGCUCGAGCAUAUCUAAAGGAAGUCUUUCAAGUUGUAUUAGAGGAUUGGGGAUUUGAUAUGCUUAAAUUAGAUUUUUGUUUUGCAGCCGCCAUGAUUCCUCGUAGAGGUAAAUCGCGUGGUGAAAUUAUGUGGGAAGCCAUGGACUUGAUUCGUGACCUGGUUGGCCCAGAAAAACUGAUUUUAGGCUGUGGUGUUCCAUUAGCUUCAGCAUUUAGAAAAGUGGAUUAUUGUCGUAUUGGAUCUGAUGUAGCGCCAUGGUGGGAAGAUUCCAAGUUAAAGUUACUUCAUGUACGUGAACGUGUUUCAACAGCCAAUUCACUUGUGUCUACGUUGACUCGAUGGCCAAUGUCAGAUCGUAUGUUUGGUAACGAUCCAGAUGUCAUGAUUCUUCGUAACAAAAAAAAUAAGUUAAGCCCAGAUGAACGUUAUACACUUUGUGUAUUAAAUAAUAUCUUGGGAGCACUCGUGUUUAGUUCAGAUAAUGUAGCUUUAUAUGGACAAGAUGAACAUUUACUUUAUUCAGCGACUUUUCCCAAAGUGAUUGCACAUGUCUUUAGUGUGUUAGAGUUUAAACGUGAUUGUUUCAUGGUCAAGUUCGAUGUUGUCCAAGCCAAUGGUACAAGUUAUCGUUACACAACCUAUGCAAAUCUCACAGAUGAAGAACAAACGAUUUAUUUACCAGAAUCGUCCAAACAUACCCAUCUUUUAUUUGCUACAGAUAAUGACAUGCAUAUGAGUCAAGUAGACCGAACAGAAGCACUCUUUUAUCAUCCAUCUUCAGCUGCAAGAUUAAAAGUACAUGAAACAAAGACAUUUAUGCAUAUCCCUGAGCCUACAGAGGGAUUAGUGUUAUUAGGAUCCUUUAGUCAUAUUGUACCAGGCGCUGAAAUAAAUGAAUUUAGUGAAACAAAAGGAGAAAUCAAGAUUAGUUUUAAACAAGAAAAUACAAGAUAUCAUAAAGUCUUGAUAGGCUAUGGGCCCUACCUUCAUCAGAACCGUCAUAGUUAUGUGCCACCUAUUUGUAAAGUAAAUGGUAAACAAGCAGAUUAUGAAUGGAUUCCUGUUGCUGGUCUAGGCGAAGGAAGACCUAAAAGUGAAGUUUUGGCCUUUAUUAUAGAAGAUCAAGAACAAAGUUUUUUAAAAUAG